GUAUUUUUUUUCUUUUUCUUUUCUUGUUUUUUUAAAGAAAGUGUGACUUUAUUUUGAAGGAUUUGAUAGGGUUCUGAGGAAACCCAUGAACGUGACAGUGAAGGAUUCCAUGCAAUGGACCUAAUAAUAGAUGAAACUAUAGUAAGUAUUUCAGUCUCAAAGGAGGACACUGUUCUUGUUAAAUGAAAAUGAAGCCUGCUAAGGUCACGAUUGAUCUGGAUGAUUAUGAGAGUCGUGAUAAUCAGAUAGUUCCUGAUUCUGGAGAUUUUAGGUUAGAAAGACGAUGGAAAAGAUGGGAACUUUCAAAUACACGUGAAAAGCACAAUCACCAUGAUGGUAGUACAAGAUCAACCAUAAAUAAUUGUGGAAAUGUGUCGAUUUUGUCACUACAAGAGGGUCAUAUGUCAGAGGAUGAACUGGAUGAAGAUUACAAAUUGUUUUUGCUUACAUAUAAUUAUGAAGAUAUUGAUGUUGACAGUGACGAUGACGCUGAUGAUUCUGAUAAUGACAUUAAUAUUGGCUACAACAACAUCCAUUAUGAUAGUCAGUAUAUGAUGUUUCUGGAGGAAGAAAGGUUUCAUAACUAUCCCAAGUUAAACACUUGGAUGAUGAAGGGUUCAAAACAAAGGUAUGAAACAAGAAAAAAUGGAAAUAAAGGAUGUAAUUCAGUGAGAAAAGAGUUAAGUGACCCAAUAAAAUCUCAGCUGAAUUUGGAGGCUAAAAGAAGACUUAGUAAGAAAAGGCCACGUGAAGAUGUUUCUGUUGUGACUGGGAACCAUUGCUACACUGAGAUGAAGGGUUCAAAACAAAGCUAUGAGACUGGAAAUCAAGCAUAUAAAGGGAGUGAUUCAGUGCCAAAACAAACAAGUCGCUCAUUGAAAUCUUGUCAGAAUUUGGAGGCUAAAAGAGGACAUAGCAAGAAACGACCACAUGAAGAUGUUUGCGGCGUGCACCAAAACAGUUGUCACAAUGAGAUGAUGAAGGGUCGAAAACAAAGUUGUGAGUCUGGAAAUAAAGGGAGUGAUUCAGUGAGAAAACAGACAAGGGUCACAAGGAAAUCGCAGCAGAAUUUGGAGGCUAGAAGAGGACUUAGUAAGAAAAGGUCAUACGAAGAUGUUUCAGUCGUGCCCGAGAACAAUUGUUACAGUAAUACGGAACUAGAUGUUGUGGAUGAUGAUUACCAGACAUUCCUGAAUUCUCUUGUUGAGGACUAUGUGCCUAGUGAAUUAUUAAGAAAGAGUUCAAGUGUCAUGGGAAAUUCACAAGUUUCUGAUCAUGUGCUGAGUGAAGCCGAUGAAGAUUACCUACGAUAUCUGAAUUCUCUUAGUAUUGAUGAUGAGGUGGAGUGUAUGCCUGAAAGGAAUACCUCAAAGACAGACAUGCCUAAGAGGAAAUCCACAAAGACAGACAUGCCUGAGAAGAACACCUUAAUGACAGACAUGCCUAAGAGGAAUACCACAAAGACAGACAUGCCUGAGAAGAACACCUUAAAGACAGACAUGCCUCAGAGGAAUACCAUAAAGACAGACAUGCCUAAGAGGAAUACCACAAAGACAGACAUGCCUCGAAAGAACACCUUAAAGACAGACAUGCCUCAGAAGAAUACCUUAGAGACAGACAUGCCUAAGUGGAAUACCACAGAGACCUCAAAGACAGACAUGCCUACGAGGAAUACCACAAAGAUAUAUAUGCCUGAGAAGAACACCUCAAAGAGAGACAUGCCUAAGAGGAAAACCUUAGAGACAGGCAUGCCUAAGUGGAAUACUACAAAGACAGACAUGGGUGUGAGGAAAACCUUAGAGUCAGGCAUGCUGGACAGGAAUACCUUCAAAACAGACAUGCCUGAGAGAAAUGCCUUACAUGCACACAUACCUGAGAGGAAUAUCUCAAACACAGUUAAUGUGCAUGCUGACAGCAAUUCCUCUGAACCCGAUGUUAUCCUUCUAGAACCUGAUCAAAUUCAGGAGAACACUCCAUUUGUUUCUUCGAAUACAUAUAAUUCGUCUUGGUUUGGAACUGAAGUGAACCUCAAACACAUGCCUGAGAGGAAUAUCCCAAAUACAGUUAAUGUGGAUGGUGACAGCAAUUCCUCUGAACCUGAUGUUAUCCUUCUAGAAACUGAUCAAAUUAAGGAGAACACUCCCUUUGUUUCUUCGGAAACAUAUGAUUCGUCUUGGUUUGGAUCUGAAGUGAACCUCAAACACAUGCCUGAGAGGAAUAUCUCAAAUACAGUUAAUGUGGAUGGUGACAGCAAUUCCUCUGAACCUGAUGUUAUCCUUCUAGAACCUGAUCAAAUUCAAGAGAACACUCCAUUUGUUUCUUCGAAAACAUAUGAUUCGUCUUGGUUUGGAACUGGAGUUAACCUCAAAGACAACUGGCAAUUAUCUGCUUACCAUCAUUCUCAGUUUAGGAAAAGACUUAUGAAUGAACUUCAAAGGCCUUUUAACAAAGAAGAAUAUGAUAGACUUUUUCUCGAAGUACGUCAGAAGAGGAAAACAGAGCGUCAUAUAGAAACACGUCAAGGGGUGGUCAAAGCUUAUUGCACUCAGGGUGUCAACAAAUCGUAUCUUGAGUUGUAUCCUGAUCUAGCUAAAGCAAUGGGUAAAUUCAAAAAACCAGAAACGGAUUUAUUUAUCCUGCGCGGAUUUAUUUUCUGGUUGCAAAAUUUGACCCACCAAGGAAUAUUUAAGCCCUGGAAUGACAUUAAAUGCUUGGAAAUUUUAAGUAAAAUGUGAUAAGGGAGCUAUAUAUGUAUUUUAUUAAAUUUAUCUUGGAACUUUCACCUACUUUGUCAAAGAAAGAUUGUUAAGUUGUGGUCCUCAUUUGGUGUUCUAUAAGGAAAACUGAAUGUCUUAGAAGCUUUUGUAUAUUUUCUGUUAUACCAUGGUGGUUCUCUUUAUGUCUUUAUUGUAAUUGCACCAUUGUGAAAAUGUCUUUAUUGUAAUUGCACCAUUGAGAAAAUGAUAUUGUAUGCUUCCUAAGCUACUUACUUCAUCUUGAGCUCAUAUGCUAAGAUAUUAUGUAUGCCUCAGUGCUUCUGAAA
Messenger RNA from Vigna radiata var. radiata (mung bean), 3043 nucleotides. RefSeq lists its product as uncharacterized. The record is from RefSeq and is a predicted model, not a curated record. The coding region runs from base 183 to 2735 and encodes 850 amino acids. NCBI's taxonomy places the organism in Eukaryota, Viridiplantae, Streptophyta, Magnoliopsida, Fabales, Fabaceae. The transcript has 8 exons.